Molecule: messenger RNA, 735 nt
Organism: Pelagomonas calceolata
Lineage: Eukaryota; Pelagophyceae; Pelagomonadales; Pelagomonadaceae
Source: the annotation of a GenBank genome assembly
GCUAGCGGCCUGAGACACUAGCAAGCAAAGCAGCCUGGGCUGUGUUUUGUGAACGCGAUCGCCGGCGACGCAGCGCUCUGUGUGAAGAGGUCAUUUUACAGCUCUCACGCACUGCCAGUAGCUCGCGCAAGCAUCCACCGCGCGCGCCCCGCGCACCACCAGCCAAGGCAGCGCCUGCGCCCAGCGCGGCGCGCGGCCGCAAAAGCAGAGCCGCGGCCGACGCAAACACAAUGAUCAACUUCCUCUUGUUAGUAAGCCGCCAGGGCAAAACCAGACUCACGAAGUGGUACGAGUCGUACGCUGCUAAGGAGAAGGCGCGAAUAGUGCGCGAGAUCACGUCCACCGUAUUAGCGCGAGCGCCGAAGAUGUGCAACUUCGUGGAGUGGCGCAACAAGAAGAUCAUUUAUAAGCGGUACGCUUCCUUAUUCUUCAUUGUUUGUGUGGACGCGGAAGACAACGAGCUGAUCACGCUCGAGAUGAUUCACCUGUACGUCGAGGUGCUGGAUCGGUACUUCGGGAACGUGUGCGAGCUCGACAUCAUCUUCAACUUCCACAAGGCGUACUACAUCCUCGACGAGAUCUUCGUCGGCGGCGAGCUCUGCGAGUCGUCGAAGAAGGAGGUUUUAAGCGUCUGCGCGCAGAUGGACGAGCUCAUGGAGGAGCGCGAGGAGGACAAGGCCGCGAGCGGGUCGUCCGGUAGGGUGCGGAAGUAACGCGCGGCCAGUUAUGUGCCUG